AUGUCCGAAGAAAAAGAAAGAUUGAGACAAAAAUACGAAAAAGAAGAGCAAUUAGCAUAUAAUGGUAGUAGUAGUCAUGGUGGUGGUGGAUUGCCCGAAGCGCCACCAGCUUAUGAGGAUAUUCAAUCGCAGCAAAAUCCAUAUACUAAUGAAAAGCUUGAUUACGAGAAACCACCACAAGCAAAUGACCACAACUUGGUUGUCAAUCAAGAUCAACCUAACGUAUACAAAACUAAACCCGAAUUGGUGAAUAUUAAUGAUGCUCCGGCAGAGUACUUGAACCCACAGUAUGCCAAGUUUAGACAAAAUCAACAAUCUAAAGUAGCUAGAGGCGAGCAUGCUAAUUGGGACCCGAAACCUUUAUUAAACCCAGGUCACGUGAGCAACCAAAAAAUACAACUGUCAUUUCCAGGAAAGAGCGGUGCUACAUAUCACAAUGCAGCAGACAAACAAUAA
Messenger RNA from Lodderomyces oxycetoniae, 456 nucleotides. RefSeq lists its product as uncharacterized. The transcript has a single exon. The record is from RefSeq and is a predicted model, not a curated record. NCBI's taxonomy places the organism in Eukaryota, Fungi, Ascomycota, Pichiomycetes, Serinales, Debaryomycetaceae. The coding region runs from base 1 to 456 and encodes 151 amino acids.